Caenorhabditis briggsae is the source of this 645-nucleotide messenger RNA. The record is from RefSeq and is a predicted model, not a curated record. The transcript is spliced from 6 exons. Bases 1 to 645 code for a protein of 214 amino acids. Lineage: Eukaryota; Metazoa; Nematoda; Chromadorea; Rhabditida; Rhabditidae.
AUGGAGAUAGCACUGCAAGGCGACAGCAAGGGUAUACUCUACGAAGGCUACACGAAAGCCUUCAGACAGUGCAUUUUCGAAGAAGGAGAUGUUGAGGGAAAGAACGAACGAUAUGAAUUCCGCUGUGACUAUGAUCUCGAAUGUUGCGGACGCACAUGCUGCAUUCCAACACCGGCUACUAUUCCUCUCUGGCUGAUGAUCCUCUGCAUCAUUUUGGCUAUUCUGGCUCUUCUUCUCUUCCUAGCCUGCCUUGCAUACUAUUUGGCCAAAUGGUGGAGAAGCCGUCCAAAGAAAGAAAAAUUCGUGCCGUCUCCAAUGCAAGAGACGACGUGUAUGCUACCGAAACCUGUGCAAAUCACUCAGAGAAGCGAGGACGAGAUCAGUCGGGCAUGCUCGGCGCAGCACCUAGAGCCGGCUCCACUUUCGCCACAGAGAGCUCACAACGCCUUUUACAGACCGUUUGUGGCUGAUGACGUAGACGAUAGAGAUAUGCCAGCACCACUUCGCGGCUCGAUUUCAUAUCAUUCGGUGAAUGAGCUCACGCACAGCCAAUUCGGUACCAUCAAAACUAUCGAGAAGCCAAAAGACCGCAGCUCGGAGCGCAUGUACAAAAGACCAGGAUUCGACAACGUCCCAUCCUACUAA